ACGGAAAGAUACACGGUUAGAGCAGCAGGUUGCACUUGCCCACGAGCUGGCUGUGGCACGAUGGAGUCCAUCAGCAAAAUCAGCUCGCUGCUGGAGCAAGCACGCGACCUCACGCUCGAAGCCGCCCGCGAUGCCGGACCACGAAGGACCACGAAGGCGCUGCCGGCGGCGCAGAUCAAAAAGAUGUUGGAUAGCAAGCACGAGCGAGAGGUGCUCGAUGGGCUGCGGAAAGUGGUUGCGAUGCAAUAUGCCAAUCCUCCGCAACCGACUCUUACUUUCUUUCCCGCUGUCCUCAAGACUCUGUCGAAUCCAUAUCCGUCAACGAGACCAUUGGUAUACAAUUAUUUGAUCCAUCAUGCUGAGGCAGAUCCGGAUACUGCGUUACUGGCAAUCAAUACGAUACAGAAGUCCCUGUCAGAUACUAACCCGAGAGUACGAGCUAUGGCGUUGAAGACCAUGUCUGGGAUCCGCAUUCCCAUGAUCGCACAAAUCAUCAGCCUGGCGAUUAAGAAGGGCGUCAAUGAUCUUUCGCCUCUCGUGCGGAAAGCCGCAGCGCUGGCUUGUGUGAAAUGCGUACAGCUUGAUGAGAGCACGCGGCCGCAGAUCGAGGACUAUAUUUCAACUCUGCUCGGCGAUCAACAAUAUUAUGUUGCAGGCGCUGCUGUGCAGGCUUUAAUGGAGAUUUGCCCGGAUCGCUUGGACCUCAUACAUCCUGUCUAUCGCAGGCUGUGCAAGAUGAUUGUCGAUAUGGACGAGUGGGGUCAGCUGGCUGUGAUUCGACUAUUUACGGUAUAUUCGCGCAAGUGCUUUCCGAAGCGCACCACGCGAGUGAAGCGUGCGGCGACCCAGGAGCAACGAGCGAAGGACUUUUACGAGGAUCUGGAGCCACAGGAGGAGACAGAGGAAGAUUAUGAGGAAGUCGAAGCGAUGGAUCCAGAUCUCGAAUUGUUCCUGAAAUCGAUCCAGCCGCUUCUAUCCUCUCGCAACUCGGCCGUCAUUCUCGCUGUCACCCGGGCAUACCUCUAUCUCGCUCCUUCAACACACCUUGCAAAAGCAGUCGGUCCGCUGAUGGCGCUGCUUCGAUCACCUCAGGACAUUCGACAGGUGGCUCUGUACAAUAUCGUUCAAGUGUGUCUGAUCGACCCUGCUCAGUUCGUACCAUACUUUCGACAUUUCCUGGUUCGCGCAACAGAAGCUCCCCAGAUCUGGCGGCUGAAGUUGGAAGUUUUGACGUUGAUGUUCCCGCAUAGCGGCAAAGAAAUACAGGAGCUUAUACUGGCCGAGCUGGAGCAUUUCUCGAAAGGUCACGACACGAAUCUAGUCCGUGAAAGUGUUCGAGCUAUUGGACGAUGCGCGCAGGCAUCCAGUGAUAGAACAUCUCGCCGAUGUUUGUCCCUCCUGCUUAAGCAGAUCCGCAGUCCGGAUGCUAAUCUGGUUGGCGAAGCGAUGGAAGUCGUUCGACAUCUCAUCCAACGAGCACCUGAAGAACAUCGCAAGACUGUUAUAAGGCUAGCAAAGAACCUCGAUACUCUCACGUCGCCUUCUGCACGAGCAAGCAUUGUCUGGCUGAUUGGAGAAUUCGCUGGAGUCGAUCCGGAGAACAACAUCGCUGCGGAUGUGUUGCGCAUCUUGGUCAAAAAUUAUGCCGAAGAGAGCGACGAAGUGCGCGCUCAGACCAUUCUGCUCGCGGCGAAAGUUUACUUGCAUUACCUGAAUGCUAAGAAUGAGAAGCAGAAAGCAAUGGAUGCGUUGAACCCGGAACAGAAACCGGUCUCUUCCAGUACUGUACUCUCGCCGACUGAAGAAGAGAUCGACGGCUUCCGAGAAAACGCGUUCUCAACACAGAAUGAAGCCGUGCCUCAAGAAGACCAAGAAUCAAAGCAUCCCAUCGAAGUCCUCUACCAGUAUACUAUGCUCCUUGCACGAUACACGCCCUCAUACUCCCUUCGGGACCGCGCACGCUUGUUUCGAUCUCUGCUAUCAGUGCAAAGUAGCACAGAACUUGCUUCUCUACUACUCUUAGCACCCAAACCUGUCCCUCAAGCGCCCUCUCCUUCCGAAAGUCGGAAGACCUUACUGCUUGGGACGACUUCCUUGGUCAUCGGAUCUGAAGCUGGCACGACGGGAAUGCGAGGAUACGAGCCUCUGCCUGAAUGGGUGGAAAGUGGCCGCGAACCUGAUCCCAAGUUGCGAGACGAUGGUGACCGAGCGACACAGAAGGGUGCAUAUGUUCCGGAGCGAGAACUGACUGCUGCACAAAGAUUGGACGAGGGGUUGGAGAAGGAUCCUGGCUAUAAGAGCAGUAUGAUCGGGGGCCCGAAGAAGGAGAAAACAUUGGAUGCGUGGUUGGAUGAGGAGAGUGAGAGUGAAGAGGAAACUGAGGAGGAAGAGGAGACGGAGAGUGAAGAGGAGACUGACGAGGAGGAGGAGAGUGAGUAUGAGACAGACAGCGAGGAGGAUGAGAGAGCGGGUUUGGUGAAGUCGUAACAAUCGAAAAUGUUGUAUUUGGCUAUGCCGAGUAGGCAGCAUAUGUUGUUACAUGCUGAUGACCACUCGAUGUUGCAUCGUCGACGCUACGCACAGGAACUUUGUGCGGUUUCCAAACUUGCGGAGAGUCCUCUGGAUUUUAUUGUUUACUGACCAGCGUGCUUCCCUUUCAUUGACAGGAACUCGCUGCCUUCUGGUGUCAUCUCCUGCUUGCCCGAUGGCGCAUUCGCGGCCUGAAUUGGAGAAAAACAUCUCGUAAGUUCGUCUUCGUCGGCUGCAUGUCAACCGGUGAUAGUGGUAGUGAGAAUGAUUCCUGGUAUCCUUCUGAAGUGGGUCGCCUCAGAAAUCUGAGCGUAACCCAGCUUUCCACGCCAGCUGAGAUUCACUGGAAAAGGUGAAGUCGAGCCGAACAGAUCUGCAUUGGCGAUGACAAUGUUUCGCAGAGGCUUAGGUCCAGACAAGGCUUCAUACUUUCGAAGUCCAGCAGUCACUCAUCCCGUCAUGGUAACAUCCUUGCCUUUUCCUUUCGCAGCUGCAGCC
Cercospora beticola is the source of this 3027-nucleotide messenger RNA. RefSeq names its product AP-3 complex subunit beta (gene APL6). Lineage: Eukaryota; Fungi; Ascomycota; Dothideomycetes; Mycosphaerellales; Mycosphaerellaceae. Gene Ontology annotation, cellular component: membrane coat; AP-3 adaptor complex. Gene Ontology annotation, biological process: vesicle-mediated transport; intracellular protein transport. The record is from RefSeq and is a predicted model, not a curated record.